AAUACAACAGGCUGUGUUCACGGACACGUCGUAACGUCGUAAUAAAUACACCAUGAGUCACGUGGACGUGGACAACAUGGAGCCCUCGCGCUUCGAAGAGGAACACUACGACCAAUAUGAGUACUACAACCUGAGCGACAAGUACACAGAAGGCUCUGCCCGCAAAGGCCGCACGAAGAAGGAGGCCAGCGACAACACCAACCGGCCCAGCCCGUCCGGGCACGAGCGCAAGAUCGUGGAGAAGCUCCAGAACGCGCAGAAGAACGCCAAGGAGUGAGCGCGAGGGCGACUCGGACGGCUUACCCCGGACCCUGAACCCGGACCUGGACCUGGACCUGGACCUGGACCUGGACCUGGACUCGGACCUGGACCUGGACUCGGACCUGAACCCGGACCUGGAUCUGGACUCGGACCUGAACCUGGACCUGGACCUGGACCUGGACCUGGACCUGGACUCGGACCUCCUGAAGGUUAAUACCUGCCGGACGUGAAGAGGAGCCCACAGAUCCAGGGAGGAAGAGGCUCCUCCCCCUGCUGGUUGAUGGGGAGCACUCACCUGCACCUGGUCCUGCUCGGACCACAAGAGUGCCCGUGAGGUCCAGAGUGCCCGUGAGGUCCAGAGUGCCCGUGAGGUCCAGAGUGCCCGUGAGGUCCAGAGUGCCCGUGAGGUCCAGAGUGCACGUGAGAGUAUUACAUCCAUAACUUCCAGACGGAUGACAUGAAGGUUCUUCAUGAAUUAAGAGUUGAAUGUUUUAUUUUAAGUCUUCUUUGUUCUCAUGCUAACAUGCUAAUGUGCAAAUAAAUAAACAAAUAAAAGUC
This is a messenger RNA of Pseudoliparis swirei, 819 nucleotides long. RefSeq names its product nuclear protein 1b (gene nupr1b). Gene Ontology annotation, cellular component: nucleus. Bases 53 to 277 code for a protein of 74 amino acids. Lineage: Eukaryota; Metazoa; Chordata; Actinopteri; Perciformes; Liparidae. Gene Ontology annotation, biological process: regulation of transcription by RNA polymerase II; negative regulation of cell population proliferation; negative regulation of cell cycle. The record is from RefSeq and is a predicted model, not a curated record. The transcript is spliced from 3 exons.